AUGGUGGCUCGGACGAGUUGUGGAGCGCUCAUUGAUGAAAUCAGGAUUACUGAUCUGGAUUUUGAUGAUGAUAUUGUUAUUCUUGCUGAGUCUCUGGAUGUCUUAAGGAGUGCCCUUCUUUCACUAAGUGAGAAGGCCGAACCACUUGGCCUUAAAAUUUCUUGGGUCAAGAUAAAAGUUCAGUCUUUCGUUGGCUUCUUGAGGGAUUCCAUCUCGUCUGCCUCCGUUGCAAUUGAGAAUGUUGAAGUUGUUGAUCACUUCACUUAUCUCAACAACAUGAUCCAUAGCAGUAUUAGCUGCGAGUUCGAAGUCCUGAAAAGACUUGGGAGUGCUGAUGUAGUUGUGAAAUCACUGAAUAAAGAUGUUUAG
This is a messenger RNA of Octopus bimaculoides (California two-spot octopus), 369 nucleotides long. RefSeq lists its product as uncharacterized. The record is from RefSeq and is a predicted model, not a curated record. NCBI's taxonomy places the organism in Eukaryota, Metazoa, Mollusca, Cephalopoda, Octopoda, Octopodidae.